This is a messenger RNA of Humulus lupulus (European hop), 1170 nucleotides long. RefSeq lists its product as uncharacterized. The coding region runs from base 1 to 1170 and encodes 389 amino acids. The transcript has 6 exons. The record is from RefSeq and is a predicted model, not a curated record. Lineage: Eukaryota; Viridiplantae; Streptophyta; Magnoliopsida; Rosales; Cannabaceae.
AUGGGGAGGCAUAAGAAAACUGCUCAUAAGCCUGGUCCCAGAUCAUCUCCGAUUGUGAGUAGCACAGUCAAGAAUCUUCAUGAAGGAGUGGAGGAAAAGACGAAGUCGUGGGCAAAUGAAGCAGAGGAGAAAGAUUUCCAGGAAUUAGCUAAGGAAAAGUGGUCCAAGUUUCAGGAUUCUUUUGCAGCUCAGGGUGGUGCUUGGCUUAAAUAUGAGGAACCCCUGGUCCGAGAAGGGAAGUUGAUAGCUCAAGUAGAUAAGGAGGAGAUAGAAGUGGAAGCAUCCUUUUGGCAAUCAGCUAUGUUGGGAAUAGAGAGAAUUGCUCGUAUAAAUGCGGGUCAUACUCUAGUCAAAUUUAGGGAUGAAGCUACUCGAGAUAUGGUCUUGGAAGCAGGAGUAGUUCACUUUGACAGAAAACCUGUUUUACUGAGGCCUUGGUCGACAGAUCUAGAUAAGAUGAGGUUGGUGAAAUCAGUUCCGGUUUGGAUUCGACUACCAGACUUGGGUCUCCAGUAUUGGGGUCUUAAAAGUCUGAGUGCUCUUGUUAGCACAAUAGGUAAGCCUAUGAUGAUGGAUAAGGUUACUAAGGAUAAGUCAAUGGUGAAAUUUGUUAGAGUUCUUGUGGAUGAGGCAGUCUGGAAGCCAAAGCAGAAGGUUACUAGUACUGAUAAAGGGGAACCUAGGGGAUCUUUUGAUCUGUGUGAUCCAGUUAAUGAGGCUAGGUCAAAGGAUUCUCACCAGUUGGUAGCUGGAAAGGAUGCUCAGAAGGCUGGUAGGGGUGAACAGUUGGCUGUUAAGGGAGAUUUGAAGGCUGGAAAGACAACACAGACUGUUGCAGUUAAGGAAGCAAGUUGUUCCAUGACAGGGCAGGAGAAUCAGAUAGAGGCUUCAAAGAAGAGUGUUUUUCUUGAAACUAAAUUGAAAAGUAAUAAGGUUGAGGAGAUGAUGAAGAAUGUCUUUUUUGGUUGGAAUUGGUAUAGUAGUCUAGCUGUGGAAGGAAGAAUAUUGUUAGUUUGGAAAGAUGAUAUAGUUAAUGUUAAUGUUACUCAGGAAAUGGACCAGCUUAUAAAUUGUGAAGUGAAGAUCAAGGGAGUUUUUCAAAAAGUUUGCUUGUCUUUUGUGAUGGUAGAAACUCAGUGGAGGAGAGGAAAGGUCUUUGGUCUCAAUUAG